Messenger RNA from Podospora pseudocomata, 1223 nucleotides. RefSeq lists its product as uncharacterized. Gene Ontology annotation, molecular function: chitin binding. Lineage: Eukaryota; Fungi; Ascomycota; Sordariomycetes; Sordariales; Podosporaceae. The transcript is spliced from 4 exons. Bases 1 to 1200 code for a protein of 399 amino acids. The record is from RefSeq and is a predicted model, not a curated record.
AUGCUUUCUACGGCGAUCUUCAGGGGCCUCCUGGUCUCUGCUCUGGCUGUUGCGGGGGCUUCGGCAGAAUGUACUCGAUUCAUCGAGGCCUAUGAGGGAGACACAUGUGCCAUCCUGGCUGAGAUCGCCGGCAUCACCGUGACUCAGUUCCUCCGGUCCAAUCCUUCAGUGACGAGCUGUUCGCAGCUGGUUACUGGUGGUUUAUAUUGCAUCGAGGGAAUUGCCGACAGUGGCCCUACAGCUUCGGCAUCACGGACGACAUCUGCUGCCCCUACCUCUUCUUCUCCGGUACGCCUCACCGUCAGCCAGGAUGGCACUUGUGGCUCGGGCGUGACCUGCACCGGAUCGAGCUUCGGAAACUGCUGCUCGCAAUUUGGCUUUUGCGGUAGUUCGGCUGAUUACUGCUUGUCAGAUGGCUGCCAAAGAGGUUUUGGCUCUUGCGGUGCCGGCGGUAUCUCUUCUGCCAGCAGUGCUCCCAUCACGCCGGGGCCUACCGCUUCAGUCACUGUCACUGUCACGUCCGUUGUAGCCGUCACCCGCACUUCGAUCGUCUCCCAGACCAACACAGCUACUGUUACGACCACUGUACCACAGACGGUCGUUGCUACCAGGACCAUCACCAACACCGUUCCGGCCACGGCCUUUACAACCCAGACAGUUCGCGUCACCUCCACCACUACUCUCACCACUGGUGCCACCGCCAUUGUGACCCGAACGGUCGACCUCACCUUGACUAGCAUCGUAACACGCACAGCCACAGUUCCAGUCACCGCCACGCUAACAACAGUCAUCACCAACCUGGUGGAGGUCACCGUCACGUCAACCAGAUCCUCCACGACCACGACAACAACCACGAGAACAGUUCAGACUGUCGUACCGGUAACGCAGACACUGACAACUAUUCUAACCAGUGUCUCAGUCUCGACCAGGGUGUUGACCAGCACGGCAAUUGUCACAAGCGGGACAUGCGGAACGCCGACGACAAGAGCGCCAGCUACGACGACAACCCCGAGUGGAAGUCGGCCAACGCUACCCGGAACACCCAGUAACUGCAAGAACUUGGCCGUCAUUACCCUGAACGACACUUGCCGCAGCUUGGCCUCGAGGGCGAAUUUGACACUGCUUCAGUUCUACGACCUCAACCCAUCCAUCAACUGUGACCAAUUGUGGGAGGGGUAUUAUGUGUGCGUGGGGAGAUAAGUAGACCAAGUCCCAGACCGGGG